CCCUAAGGCGGACCCACCCCCAUUACCCAGGAGGCACCGCGAACAGACGCUGGUACCGUAUUUCCCAGAGUUCCCCGCACCCUUCGCUUGCGUUGAAGACGUCGAGGCCAACAUGGCGACCGGGACAGGCACCUUUUUUAUUCCCAGAGCACAAGCUGCUGAGUACCGGCCCAACAGAGCCAUGGUCCAUCCGAGAGAAGUUGUGUUUAGCAUCUUCUGUUAUGAGGAGUGGAGAUCAGAACUGGGUAUCGGUUAGCAGAGCAAUCAAGCCUUUUGCAGAACCUGGCCGGCCUCCAGACUGGUUUUCUCAAAAACAUUGUGCUUCUCAGUAUUCAGAGCUCUUAGAGACUACUGAAACUCCAAAACGGAAACGGGGUGAGAAAGGAGAAGUGGUAGAAACUGUUGAAGAUGUUAUUGUUCGGAAAUUGACUGCUGAGAGAGUUGAGGAACUAAAGAAGGUGAUAAAGGAAACACAGGAGAGAUACAGGCGGCUAAAAAGAGAUGCAGAACUAAUUCAAGCCGGACACAUGGACAGCAGGCUGGAUGAGCUUUGCAAUGACAUUGCAAUUUCCUUCUUUAGGAAAAAGAAAUUGGAGGAGGAAGAGGCUGAAGUGAAAAGGAAGGCUACAGAUGCUGCCUACCAGGCUCGGCAAGCAGUCAAAACACCUCCUCGAAGGCUGCCCACUGUGAUGGUCCGCUCACCUAUAGAUUCUGCCUCCCCAGGAGGUGAUUAUCCACUUGGAGACUUGACUCCAACCACUAUGGAAGAGGCUACCUCUGGGGUAACCCCUGGGACUUUGCCGAGUACCCCAGUCACCUCGUUUCCUGGGAUUCCUGACACCCUUCCUCCAGGCUCUGCACCCUUAGAAGCCCCCAUGACCCCAGUAACAGAUGAUUCACCCCAGAAAAAGAUGCUUGGACAGAAAGCAACUCCACCCCCCUCCCCUCUGCUGUCAGAGCUCUUGAAGAAGGGCAGCCUCCUGCCUACUAGCCCCAGACUGGUCAAUGAGAGUGAGAUGUCUGUGGCUUCUGGCCAUCUGAACAGCACAGGUGUGCUCCUGGAGGUAGGCGGGGUUCUUCCCAUGAUACAUGGUGGGGAGAUGCAGCCAACAACCAGUACUGUUGCAGCCUCCCCUGCUGCCUCAGGUGCUCCCACUCUUUCCCGGCUUUUAGAAGCUGGCCCUACACAGUUCAGCACUCCUCUUCCCUCCUUCACUGCUGUUGCCAGUGAGCCUCCAGUUAAACUCGGGCCUCCCCCUGGAGAGUCUGUGUCCCAGGCUACCAUUGUCAUGAUGCCUGCGCUGCCAGCACCGUCCUCUGCUCCGGCUGUCUCCACUCCUGACAGUGUAGCUCCAGUGAGUCAGCCUGAGAGCUGUGUUCCCCUGGAAGCUGUGGGGGAUCCACAUACUGUGACUGUUUCCAUGGAUAGCAGUGAAAUCUCCAUGAUCAUUAAUUCUAUCAAAGAAGAGUGUUUCCGGUCAGGAGUAGCAGAGGCGCCUGGUGGAUCAAAGGCUCCAAGCAUAGAUGGGAAGGAAGAUUUAGAUUUGGCGGAGAAGAUGGAUAUUGCUGUGUCUUACACAGGUGAAGAGUUGGACUUUGAAACAGUUGGAGAUAUUAUUGCCAUCAUUGAAGACAAGGUUGAUGAUCACCCUGAAGUGCUGGAUGUGGCAGCUGUAGAAGCAGCACUGUCAUUCUGUGAAGAAAACGAUGACCCUCAGUCCCUACCUGGCCCUUGGGAGCACCCUAUCCAGCAGGAGCGGGACAAGCCAGUAUCUCUUCCAGCACCAGAGAUGACAGUCAAACAAGAGAGGCUCGACUUUGAGGAACCCGAAAACAAAGGAAUCCAUGAACUGGUAGACAUCAGGGAGUCAGGUGUGGAGAUUAAGGUGGAACCUGCAGAGCCAGAGCCAGGCAUGUCAGGGGCGGAGAUAGUAGCUGGAGUCGGUCCAGUCUCAAGUAUGGAGCCACCAGAACUCAGGAGUCAAGACUUAGAUGAAGAGCCUAGAAGUUCUGCAGCUGGAGAGAUUGGUGAAACAGAUGGUCCUGGUGGGAAAGGCGAUGAGAUGCCACUUUCAACUGUGAAGACAGAGGCAUCCCCUGAAAGCAUGUUGUCUCCAUCACAUGGCUCAAAUCCUAUUGAAGAUCCUUUAGAGGCAGAGACUCAACACAAGUUUGAAAUGUCAGACCCAUUGAAAGAAGAAUCAGGGACUAUUUUUGGAAGCCAGAUAAAGGAUGCUCCGGGUGAGGAGGAGGAAGAAGACGGAGUCAGUGAGGUAGCUAGCCUAGAAGAGCCUAAGGAAGAGGAUCAAGGAGAAGGCUAUUUGUCUGAGAUGGAUAAUGAACCCCCUGUGAGCGAAAGUGAUGAUGGCUUUAGUAUCCAUAAUGCCACACUGCAGUCACACACGCUGGCAGACUCUAUCCCAAGCAGCCCUGCCUCCUCACAGUUCUCUGUGUGCAGUGAAGAUCAAGAAGCAAUUCAGGCUCAGAAAAUAUGGAAGAAAGCCAUUAUGCUUGUGUGGAGGGCUGCAGCAAAUCACAGGUAUGCCAAUGUGUUCCUGCAACCUGUCACAGAUGACAUAGCACCGGGCUAUCAUAGCAUCGUGCAGAGACCUAUGGAUUUGUCAACAAUUAAGAAAAACAUUGAAAAUGGACUGAUCCGCAGCACAGCCGAGUUUCAGCGUGACAUCAUGCUGAUGUUUCAGAAUGCUGUUAUGUAUAACAGCUCAGACCAUGAUGUGUAUCACAUGGCAGUAGAGAUGCAAAGAGAUGUCCUGGAACAGAUCCAGCAAUUCUUGGCCACACAGUUGAUUAUGCAAACAUCUGAGUCUGGAAUCAGUGCUAAAAGUCUUCGGGGGAGAGAUUCUACCCGAAAACAAGAUGCUUCAGAGAAGGACAGUGUCCCCAUGGGCUCUCCUGCCUUCCUUCUCUCUCUCUUUAUGGGGUGUGAGUGGGUUUGGUUGGAUUCUGGACAUGACUAUCGUGAUGACUCUGAGCUGAGCAAUGACUGCAGGUCCCUCUUCAGCUCCUGGGACUCCAGUCUGGACCUUGAUGUGGGCAGCUGGAGGGAAACUGAGGCUCCAGAUACGGAGGCUGAAGACCUAGAGGAAAGCAGCCCCGAGAGAGAAUCGAGUGAGUUUCUUGUGGAAGAUGUGGAGAGUGAAGAACCUCAGGAGGAGGCCGAGCAAGGCAGCAGCCAGAAUCCCCUCCACUCCCUCUCCGAGGGGGAGGCUCAGCAAGACUCCAAAGAGGAGGACCAGGGUGAAGGGGAUGCUUCAGAUGUGGAAGACCAGCCCCCUUUAGGUGACUAUGAUGAUGGCGUGGGCAUUCAGGAAACUCCCCUGGUGGAUAUCCUUUACAACUGUUCCAACUCCUCACAACUGAAUGACCUAAGCCAAGGUGAUCCUAUUCAGGAUCAUUUCCUAUUUAAGAAGACUCUUUUGCAAGUCUGGAAGAUGAUUGCCAGUCACAGGUUCAGCAGUCCAUUUCUGAAGCCUGUGUCAGAAAAGCAGGCCCCGGGAUACAAGGAUGUGGUGAAAAGACCCAUGGACUUAACAACCCUGAAAAGGAACCUGUCUAAGGGACGCAUUCACACCAUGGCUGAAUUCCAGCGGGAUCUGAUGCUGAUGUUCCAGAACGCUGUGAUGUACAAUGACUCUGACCACCACAUAUACCACAUGGCUGUGGAGAUGCAGCGCGAAGUCUUGGAGCAGAUCCAGGUGCUGAGUACUUGGUUAGACAAAAGGAAGGACUUGAGUAGUCUGGGGUGAGUGCCAGCCAAUCCAGUGGAUGAAGGAAGUCUGUUCUGUUAGCCUGGAACUGCAAGUCUGAAUCCUUCUCAAGAUUAUAGCUCUCCUGAAGACUGGCCAGAGAAGAGCCGAAGACUUACUCCUUCUCCAUUAGCUUCCCUAAUAAGGAUAAGAAGCCCUAGUUCCCUGCUGAGGAGUCAAUGGUGCUUGCAGAUAUAUUAUUUUUAAAGGGGUGGGGGUGGGGUGCUGAGAUCCCGAUUUAUGAUGUAAAUAUUGCCCAUAUUUUUGUUGUGUAGACUUAGAAGUGAUUUAAUUGAAUCUUUUGUUUCUCUAUGAAUAAAUAUUUCAUAAACCAAA
This is a messenger RNA of Peromyscus maniculatus bairdii (prairie deer mouse), 4103 nucleotides long. RefSeq names its product bromodomain containing 8 (gene Brd8). Gene Ontology annotation, cellular component: NuA4 histone acetyltransferase complex. NCBI's taxonomy places the organism in Eukaryota, Metazoa, Chordata, Mammalia, Rodentia, Cricetidae. Gene Ontology annotation, molecular function: protein binding. The record is from RefSeq and is a predicted model, not a curated record.